AUGUCGUACAUUGGUGAACCUCCUCAGAUAUUUCCAGUCAGUCCUCCCACAUGUGCUACGUUAACAGUGGCCGAUACCGCUCAAGAACAUUCCGACUUUAUUCCCGUUGAAGGAAGUCUCACCUUCAAGCCGGGAGUUGAUGAGCAAGAAAUAGAAAUAGCCAUUGUCGAUAAUGAUAUUUACGAAGAAGACGAGCAGUUUAUGGUCCGCCUAUCACAGGUCCGUGCUCAUUCGCCGUCACAGUUCACGCCGAUUCCCGUACGCCUUGGAGCUGCUUCUACGGCCACGGUGCUCAUCGUCGACGACGAUCAUGCCGGAGCGUUCGGAUUUGCCUCCGAAAAGUUCAAAGUGGUCGAAAGUGCUGGAGUGUUCGUCGCUGAGAUAAUUCGAACCCGUGGAGCUCGUGGAGAAGUGUCGAUUCCCUACAAAACAGUUGACGGACAGGCAAAAGCUGGCGCUGAUUAUGAGCACCAGGAAGGUGUCAUCCGCUUUGACGACGAGCAGGUCAAAGCCGAGAUUCGUAUACCAAUAGUUAACGACGAUGAGUAUGAGAAAAGCGAAGAAUUCUUCAUCGAAUUAGGCGAACCAAUUUGGCAUCGAGAAGUCACUGAUGGGGAUGAAGGAAUCGAAGGUCGACCAGUGUUGUCACUGAGCCGCUGUAAGGUGGUGAUCACUGAAGACAAAGAGUUCAAGAAUUUUGUCGACCGAAUGCUCACCAACGCCAACACGUCCAUUAUGGUCGGCACAAGCAGUUGGAAACAACAAUUCAACGAAGCCAUCACUAUCGAAGAA
Molecule: messenger RNA, 792 nt
Organism: Cooperia oncophora
Lineage: Eukaryota; Metazoa; Nematoda; Chromadorea; Rhabditida; Trichostrongylidae
Source: the annotation of a GenBank genome assembly